CAUGACUGCAAGGCACAGCCUUCUCAUGUCGCGAGACUUUUCUUUCCUAGCCUUGCAGCCAAUCUUGGGCCUUUUGUGGCAUCUGACCACUUUCGACGGCAAAAUGACCAAUACCGUGCUGUCGACAGGGUUUUGCUGCUCCCAAUUUGUCGAGUGCUCAAUAGUCAUCAUCGUGAUGUCUCAGUCUCUACGAGCUCGCUCCUGCGCAGGUAUAAGUAAUGCUGAGGAUCGCCAUGAUGGCAACCCGUUUCCUUUCCAUCAUCAAAACAUACAAGAACAUUCAAACACCACAUUCGCUGAUUGCAAUAAGGACAUUCGUUAAUCCUUACUACACUCGCUCACCCUAUCUCCAGACCUGAAGCAUACAUUCGUUGAUAUUCAGACGUCACAGCAACCUACACCUGUCCACCACUAAUGCGUGCUCCUAUCAUCUUUAUUCUCGCAGCCCUCGCGGGCUCCUCUCUCGCACAUCCUUAUUCUGAGGGGUGGUCAAGCAAUUCCACCACCACCCCCUGCUCGACUACCACUACUUCUCUGUCAACCACGACUGCUUCGACAAGCACGACUACCUCGAGCUCUGGCUCUAGCACUAGCACGCCUUGCACGACAACAAGCAAGUCUUGGAGCACAACAUCCACAGGUGUGACCACGACCACAUCGAGUCCCACGUCGUCCACCAGCUGCUCGACCUCCUCUACAAGCUCGACCUCGUGCACCACUAAGCCCCAUAGCUCAACCACAACUACGGGCUCGACGUCGACGACAAGCUCAACUUCAUGCUCCACAAAGCCACAUAAGACUACUUCGACGACGACAACGACAACCACUCCAUGCACUACUUCAACAACCAAGAAACCGAGUAAAACCACAACCACAACCACGACAACUACUACUCCCACCACGAUCUGGACCACCAUCACGACGACGGAAUGGAUCACAAAGACCAAGUACGUUCCUUGCUCCACGCCAGUAGCGACUCAAGGCUCGACCACCUACUACACAACUUGGGUGACGACUGAAGUCUACACCACGACAUCAUGUUACCCCAUCGUCACGCCAUGGCACCCACACCCAACUACUGCUGCGCCAACUACAACACCAGCGCCUGCCGUGCCUACCACUACCUCGGCGCCCGUCUGCCCCCCUGCGGUCACCAAGACAGUCACGAUCACCCCGGCACCAGCAACAUGCCCUCCUGCCGUCACCAAGACCGUCACCGUCACCGUGACCCAAGCUCCUGCUCAGGGUGGCACGGGCACUUACUACCCACCAGGCAAAUGCCACCAAUGCCAAACCAUUACAUACAUCGAUGUCUGGGGUAUCACCUGCACUAUCGCUAUUCCCAACCCGCCGGCUCCGACAACCAGCACCACGCUUAUCACCACAACCAAGAAGCCGACAAGCGCCUCAACAACCACUACUGGAAAGCCUACCAGCACGUCUACGUCGACCUCGUCAUCGAGCACUUCAGCCACAACCACCACUUCUUCCAGCAAGACUACAAGCACUAGUACAUCAACAACGACUACAUCUUCUUCUGCCACAACGACAACGGCAACGACAACGACGUCGUCUCCCACUACCACAACGACAACCACCCCCCAAGCCACGACCUCAACCACCACAAGCGUUCCAGCUACCACGACCACCGUGGCCAGUUGGUAGUGACGUUGCAGCAGCAUUCUGCUCGGGAUUCGAGGCGUGACGUCCACACGGCUUGGGAUUUAUCAUUCUAUUCGAUCCGCAAAUAACAGCGGCUGACCACAGACGAUCCUUAUGAAUUUAGCAUCAUAUUUUACGAUUCUGGGCACGGAAUUUGUUAUUGAAAGCAUAGCGAUGGAAUAGCAUAAAGGGAAACGGAUCACAUCAUAUUGUCUAGUGUAAUUUGCCCUUAUUUUAGCAACGAAAAUUUGUAAUUAAAAAGAACAAUCUUGAAGAAGUGAUGGUUCAAUUCUUCCACUGCUCACCCGCUGGCAGCCGAGCCAUUGCGAA
Molecule: messenger RNA, 1992 nt
Organism: Exophiala xenobiotica
Lineage: Eukaryota; Fungi; Ascomycota; Eurotiomycetes; Chaetothyriales; Herpotrichiellaceae
Exons: 1
Coding region: 415-1665 (416 amino acids)
Source: RefSeq, a predicted model, not a curated record